GGCUGUGUUUUUUGUGUGUGAUGGCAACUUCACUUCUAGGGGAGGAGCCGAGGUUGGGAUCGACUCCUUUAGCCAUGUUAGCUGCAACAUGCAACAAAAUCGGGAGUCCGAGCCCUUCGCCGUCCACCAUUUCGGAUAAUUCUUCCUCGUUCGGGAAAGGCUUCCACCCGUGGAAAAGGGCCGCCGCCGCCGCCGCCGCCAGCAGCUGCAGCCUGGGCUCCGGCCUAUCCGGCUUCGGGGUGUCCCGCAACGGCUCGGGGAUCUCGGAAUCGUUCAGCUCCAGCGGCUCGACGGGCUCCAGCGCCUUCUCCCUCACGUCCGGCGCCUCGUCCGGAUCCCACUUUGGCAACGACUACUCGGUGUUCCAAGCGUCGGUGUCCAACGGCUCCCAGGAGUCCGGCCACCAGCCGGUGUUCAUCUCCAAGGUGCACACGUCCGUGGACAGUCUGCAGGGCAUCUACCCGAGGAUGAGCGUGGCGCACCCCUACGACUCCUGGUUCAAGUCGUCUCACCCCGGCAUCCCCUCGGGAGAGGUGGGGACCACGGGGGCAUCGACCUGGUGGGACGUGGGAGCCGGCUGGAUUGACGUCCAGAACCCCAACGGAGCAGCACUACAGACGUCGUUACAUUCCGGUGGACUGCAGACGUCCUUGCAUUCUCCCCUGGGCGGAUAUAAUUCUGAAUAUUCCAAUUUAAGUCACUCUGCCUUCAGUACUAACCCCUCUCCGCACCUGUUGACCACCGGCCAGCACCUGAUGGAUGGCUUCAAACCGGUGCUCUCCUCUUAUCCGGACACGAGCCCAUCUCCGCUGACCGGCGCGGGGGGCACCAUGCUCUCCGGGGCUCCCCCGGCCUCGCUAGCGGCGUCCCCGCGUUCGUCUGCGCGGCGCUACUCGGGCAGAGCCACCUGCGACUGUCCCAACUGUCAGGAGGCAGAGAGACUGGGACCGGCUGGCGCCAGCCUGCGGAGGAAGGGCCUCCACAGUUGCCACAUCCCCGGCUGCGGGAAGGUUUACGGGAAAACGUCUCACCUCAAGGCGCACUUGCGCUGGCACACCGGCGAGCGGCCGUUCGUGUGCAACUGGCUCUUUUGCGGCAAGAGGUUCACGCGCUCCGAUGAGCUCCAGCGACACUUGCGCACGCACACCGGGGAGAAGAGGUUCGCCUGCCCGGUGUGCAACAAGAGGUUUAUGCGCAGCGACCACCUGAGCAAGCACGUCAAGACUCACAGCGCCGGGGGGUCGGCGGGCUCGGGCUCCGGGGGGAGCGGGGGCAAGAGGGGGAGCGACACCGACAGCGAGCACAGCGCGCCGGGGAGCCCCCCGUGCCACUCGCCGGACCUGUUGCACUCGGCCGAGGCCAGGCAGGGCGUGGUGGGCAUGAACGGCCUCUAACUCCGUUCCAAGCGCAAACGUUGCGGGGGUGGUCUGCGAGGACGUGACACUGGUGGACUUUAUUGUACUUCGUGCGCAAUCUUCCAUGGCGAGAGUCGUUCAAAAUAGGAAAACUGGCCUGUGCGUUUCUCAAUAAGGACACUGAAGUUAAGGUGUGCGCAAUGGUCCAAAAAAAACAAACAAACAAACAAACGAAAAAAAAAGAAAACUUUUCUAACUUUCUGUGGCAUGAAGAGUACACCACUUUGGUCGAGGUUUCGUUUAAAAGUCAGACCAUUUUAUUUUAAUUGCAUCCUACACUUCGGUACGCAACAUGCAUCAUAAGUGCCCCAAUAUGGAACAUACUCUGGUGUAAGCACGUCGUGUGCCAUUCCUUAAGAAA
Syngnathoides biaculeatus (alligator pipefish) is the source of this 1776-nucleotide messenger RNA. It is a transcript of the gene sp8b, whose product is annotated as sp8 transcription factor b. Gene Ontology annotation, molecular function: DNA-binding transcription factor activity, RNA polymerase II-specific; RNA polymerase II cis-regulatory region sequence-specific DNA binding. Bases 21 to 1394 code for a protein of 457 amino acids. Gene Ontology annotation, biological process: regulation of transcription by RNA polymerase II. Lineage: Eukaryota; Metazoa; Chordata; Actinopteri; Syngnathiformes; Syngnathidae. The record is from RefSeq and is a predicted model, not a curated record. The transcript has 2 exons.